Messenger RNA from Puntigrus tetrazona (Sumatra barb), 1434 nucleotides. Its product is annotated as F-box/LRR-repeat protein 12-like. Lineage: Eukaryota; Metazoa; Chordata; Actinopteri; Cypriniformes; Cyprinidae. The transcript is spliced from 4 exons. The record is from RefSeq and is a predicted model, not a curated record. Gene Ontology annotation, molecular function: protein binding. Bases 77 to 1183 code for a protein of 368 amino acids.
CGCGGUCCUGUUGUCGAGUUUUUGGUGUCACCGGAAAUUGUGUCCGUUCGUGUGCCGCGGAAGGUUCCGCGCUAAAAUGGCCGCGUUGAGAUGCGGCACUCUGGAAUAUCUCCCCGAAAAUGUUUUAAUCGACAUCCUGUCUUAUUUAAACGCGCGAGAAGUCGUUCGAAACUCGAGGGUGUGCAGGCGCUGGAAGCAGCUGGUGAAGGACCAGAGACUCUGGAGAGUUGUUGAUCUCUCCACAUGGAAAGGGCUGACGUCUCGAGCUCUGUGGGUCCUUCUGCGUCAGUAUCUGGGCCCCGGCCUGCGGUGUCUGCGUCUGCGCGGCCUGCUGCUGUCUGCGCGCCGCGGAGCCUUCCUCACCGAGUCCUGGCUGCAGACGCUGCGCUCUAAAUGCCCUCGCCUGCGCAGACUCUGCUUGCAGCACACAGACCUGCGGGGCCUGCGCAGCUGCUCUCUGCUGCCCCCGUCGCUGCAGGAGCUGGAGCUGCGCUCGUGCGAGGUCCCGGCCGGGUUCUUCGCUCAGGAGCCCGAGAUAGAAGCGCUCGUCCUGGACACCGUGCCGUCGUUCUCGGACCAGCACCUGCGCAGUCUGUGCAGCUGGAGGCGUCUGCGGCGGCUGGAGCUGCGCGAUCUGAUCCGCGUGAGCGCAGGCGGACUCGGGGGCUGCGUGCAGACGCUCGGACGCCUCACGCACCUGGAGCUGGAGAACCGCAGCUGGACGCAGAUGCUGGCGCUGGGGCUGGGCCGGGGCUGGCCGGGGCUGGACACGCUGCGUCUGGGCGGGAACGAGGUCAGCCCGGGGCUGCUGUCCGUCAGUCGUCUGCAGGACCUGCGCUGGCUGCAUCUGUGCAAGUGCAGACUGAAACAGAAGAUGGUGCUCAGAUGCUGCAGGUCUCUGUCUCGGCUGCGUCUGCUGGAGUUCAGCGAGGUGGAGUUUGUGGAGGAUGAGGAUGAUCUGAGGGAGGACGGCGAUGAAGACGACCCUGUGCCGGGUCUCAGGCGCUCCUUACACUCGCUGCUGCCCGACUGUCGAGUGUGUUUCAUCCGCUGCUCGCUCACCGUCCACAGACUGAGACUGAACACACACACACACACACACACACACGCACACUUUACCUCACACAACAUGACCUCUGCUGUCAAACAGUCCGCAUCUGUCUCCAGGUUUCAGACUGUUUAAAUGACAAAUUGCAAUAAUUAAAUCUGCUGUGCAUUACAAAAGUAGUUUUGGACUUUGACGUUACGCCAUAAAAAAUAUCAGUCCUGAAAAAAGACGUUGUUUUUAUUUAAACCACAGAAUGUAAUUUUUCAUACAGGUGAAAUUAGAUGUUUUCUAGAGAAUUUCAUUACUUUAAUCCCGUUUAUGCAGUAGUCACGUUGUGGUACAAACUCAAUAUUAAAUAUUGCAUGAAUAAAAAAUAUUUUGCGCAA